This is a messenger RNA of Erigeron canadensis, 2052 nucleotides long. Its product is annotated as protein downstream neighbor of Son-like. Gene Ontology annotation, biological process: nuclear DNA replication. Bases 124 to 1884 code for a protein of 586 amino acids. The record is from RefSeq and is a predicted model, not a curated record. Gene Ontology annotation, cellular component: nucleus. Lineage: Eukaryota; Viridiplantae; Streptophyta; Magnoliopsida; Asterales; Asteraceae. The transcript is spliced from 14 exons.
CACUCGUAUUAAUUAAUAGUAAUAAAAUCAUCUUGUACUUCAUUAAUCAAAAAUCAAGAAAAUUGAUCACAGACAUGAUUAGGGUUUGUUAAAUGUAAUCUGCCAGAGUAAUAGUAGUUGAGAAUGGAGGAAGUUCCUCUCCAAGAACCCAUCAAAACAAAAGCCCCUUCUCAGCUAACAAGUGAGAAAUCAAAGCGAAAGCAGACUAUGGAUUGUGCGAAUGAAUCUUUAGUUCAUAAUGCCGAUUCUGUGCGGGGAUCUAGAGGAGUAAAAGGUGAUCAUAAGAAAUCCAAUCCAUCUAAGAAUCCAAGAUACAUUGAUACUCGUUUGGAUGACCUGUUUCCUGCUACAAAAAACAGCAAACGGGUUAAGAUGCUGCCUGAAAAGAGAAAUGAUAUUGUACAAUCACUAAUGGAUGUAAACGUUACUUCUGAUCAUACUGAAGGAUUCAAGAGGUCUGCUUCUAAGAAGUUUACUGCUGAGAGGCAACUACAGGGUUCAUGUACUGAUGACGUUAGGAAUACGCAAUCUAACAGCACAUUUGAAAAAUGUAACGGAAGUUCAGAGGUGUCAUCAGGGGGUGAAAAAUCAUCAGGCAUUUCAGUUGAUAUGGAUAAAGCCUUCAUAGCGCUCGCAGCUGGUGUGCCUCCAAGCAUCUCAGCACCUGCUGACUCUUCCAAAGGAUAUACAAAUUCAGCAUCAACAAAGUAUUGCUCCGAGUUUCAUGUUCCUGGGCUAAGCAUUCCACUAGAUUUGACUCUGAAAACUAGCAUGCGAGUGGUAUCUUCCUCUUCCGUCAAUUGGUUUCAUAGGUGGAGAAGUAGAGGAACGUUUAAUGGUUUUGGGCAGUCAAAUGCCAAUACAACAACAUUAUGCUCUUGGGUGCAUCCACAGUGUUCUUUUCCCACCUCAGUCAUAAAAGCAUUAACUUCUAACUUGGAAGGGGAAGGACAAAUGGAUUUUUUGAGCAAACGUCAAUUGGCAUGGGAGACAUCAUUCCGUAGCCUUUAUGUCAUGUUAAGGAAGAAUGUUUCUAGCAUCUUUUAUGUAUGCACUGAACAGUUUGUCGCAAUGUUCAUUAAUGGCAAUGGCUCAAUUGAAAGCAAAAGUGCAUGCAAUGCUUACAUAUCCCAGUCAACAAGAACCUUAAGAUCACUGUUAAAAGAACAGGACAUCAGUUUCACUAUGCCUCUAUGUCACUCUAAAUUGGAGCAACAUUCUGCAGAAGAGUUAAUCAAGUACUCCGAUAUUGAAAAAGAUGGCAUGGGAAUGAGUAAGCACAUAAGCUCUCUGUCUGAUGUGGACAAUACCCCAGAAUCUUUGCUGGCAUUUAGUGGCAAUAACAAUGUGCAUGGACUGUAUGAUUUUCUGCUUAACUAUAGGUUUUUGCUAACAUCUCUGACUAGUUCUGAUGUUCCAGUCUUGUAUUCACCGGUACCAUUUGACAAUGCUGCACUUUUUGAACCAGAGGUCAAAUGCCAGGAGGUCAGGAGAAUUGAUGACUCGACUCUUUUACUAAAAGAGUCUUCUACCACAACUGAGCCUAAUCAGGGGUCAGAGUCCACUUCCUAUAACAGUAUUGAGAUCAGGGAUCCGUAUCUUCCCCCAUGGAUGAUAAAAGGCGUAUGUGAGGCACUAACGUCUAAUGGCAGUGAUUUUGAGGCAAGUUUUGUGAUAGAAGCUAUGUCAGUUGGUUUGAACAUUGCUAUUGACAUGGUUUGCCAGAAGGUUGAUGACAAAGUCGCAUCAGAUGAAAGUUUGCCUGAAAAGCAUUCGUCAUUUGGCAUCACAAACACUAUUAUUUCUCCUCAAAUGAGUCAUGCUUUCUUGAAAAGUUUGAAAUACUCUGAUCAUUCUUACACGGCAUUUCUUUCACCAGUAUGAUCAUGAAAUCUGGGAUCACUUUUGUAUAUCUUGUAGUACGCUAACUCUCGUGGAGCUCUUUUGCAAAUUUUGAUCACUCGUUAAGCCUACUUCAUUACAUAUUCUUUUGAAACUAAAGCCAGAAUGGCAUGCUUCUUUAGUAAUGAAAAAUGAUAAUGUGUUUGCACA